UACAUGAUCUUUGUCCUGCGUAGGCGUAAACUCAAGUUUCAAGUAUUUGGAUAGCUGGCUGCUGUUGGGCGAUACGCUUGUCGCCAACAAAAGUAGUACGAAUGAGAGCUCCCAAAUUUGUGACGUAAAAUUCAAUCUUUACUAAUUGAAUAUGUCCACCACUUUUCAAGCCCAAAUUUCCUCUUUGGGAAAUAAAAGUAAACAUUUAGCAGAACUUCAAAAGCCAGUGAUUCGUCCUUUAAUACAACUUGCUGUUAAGUCCAUUCAAAGAGAUCACAUUGAAGAAGGAGUAUUGGACAGGAUUUGUGAAAAGUACAAUAUUUCACAGGAAAAUGUCGAUUUAUGGUAUAAUGCAGUGUUCAGAAUCUUACACACCCAUCUGCGAUUAUCACCAGGUUCCAUCAAACCCACCGAGUUCAAGGAAUGCCUGCAAGAAUUGAAAUUAUCUGCAGAUUGCAUAGAAGACUUAUCCACUGUUGUUUAUGGGCCUAGGAGAAUUAUUUUGAUCAAUGAAUUGAUGCACAUAACUCAAUUUUACCCACAAUUGAAGUCAUGUCGAUGGCGGAUUGAUAUUAACAUCUCUUCGAGCAUGUUAUCGAGAGUCUUGGAGCCAAGUAUCAUAAUGGAAUGGACACUAACCUCUGGAGAAUCCAAGACUUUUGAACUAUCCAUGGCCCAAUUUCAUAAACUGAGGCAUGCUGUGGCAAGUCUUCUAAAGGAGAUUCAUGUUCUGGAACAUCGCAACACAUUGAGAAACUACUCGAUUCCUAGUAUAGAUGGCAAAUGACAAGUCACUGGUCAAGUGUUGCCUAAAAAAUAAUAGAAUUGGAAUACAGAGUAUUUUAAGUGCCAUUUCGGAUUUGAUAUCCAUUACAAAGUAGUAAAUGUUACCUUUACAAUAAUCAGGAAAUCUUGUGUGCAUAGAAGUUUCUAAUAAGUUCAUACUACAAAGCAGUAUACAUUGUAUUGUUUGUAUAAAUAUAUUAUAAAUAGAAAGUA
This is a messenger RNA of Athalia rosae (coleseed sawfly), 999 nucleotides long. RefSeq names its product COMM domain-containing protein 5-like. Lineage: Eukaryota; Metazoa; Arthropoda; Insecta; Hymenoptera; Athaliidae. The transcript has 4 exons. Bases 152 to 787 code for a protein of 211 amino acids. Gene Ontology annotation, cellular component: nucleus. The record is from RefSeq and is a predicted model, not a curated record.